AAGGUCCUCAUUAUUUCUCAUUUCGUGCUACAAACCACUCGAGUGAAGCAUUGUUUGAGAGAAAGAUAGAUAGAUCAUGGGAGACCAAGCUUCAUGUGGGAUGCUGUGCAUAAGAGUCAACAGAGUUAAGGCUUACCUAGCAAUGGUCUCCCUGCAAUUUGGGUAUGCAGGGAUGUACGUAAUCACCAUGGUUUCUUUGAAACAUGGCAUGAGCCAUUACGUUCUUGCUGUCUACCGUCAUGUUGUUGCCACUCUUGUCAUUGCCCCGUUCGCCCUUGUCCUCGAAAGGAAAAUAAGGCCAAAGCUCACACUCCCAGUGUUUUUCAGGAUAAUGAUACUCGCUUUCCUCGAGCCAGUGCUUGACCAGAAUUUGUACUAUCUGGGAAUGAAGUACACCUCGGCAACUUUUACUUCUGCUACCGUCAACGUCCUUCCUGCCCUUACCUUCAUAAUGGCAAUAAUCUUCCGAUUAGAGACUGUGAAUGUGAAGAAGUUACACAGUCUAGCCAAGGUAAUCGGAACAGUGAUCACAGUAUCGGGAGCCAUGGUGAUGACUUUGUACAAAGGCCCACUGAUCGAUUUUAUCAGGCAUGGUGGAGGCGGCCACCACCAUGGCAACGCUGACUCCUCUGAUAAGCACUGGGUCACGGGGACACUAAUGCUACUAGCUAGCUGCACUGGCUGGUCGGGCUUCUUCAUAUUACAAUCAUUUACGUUGAAGAUGUACCCGGCUGAGCUCUCUCUUUCAAGUUUGAUAUGUUUAAUGGGCGUGGUGGAAGGCGCCGCCGUGUCACUUGUGAUGGAACGUGACAUGAGUGUGUGGAGGAUUGGGUUCGACUCAAGGCUCCUCGCCGCUGUUUACUCAGGUAUAGUGUGCUCGGGAAUUGCAUAUUACGUGCAAGGUGUUGUAAAUAGAGAACGAGGGCCUGUAUUUGUGACAUCUUUCAGCCCUCUAUGCAUGAUUAUCACGGCAGCUUUAGGGGCCAUAGUGCUGGCUGAGCAAGUCCAUGUUGGAAGCAUAUUCGGAGCCAUUCUCAUUGUGCUUGGACUUUACACUGUGGUUUGGGGCAAAAGCAAAGAUGCUCCACCUGCUAGCUCAGCACCAUCUGAGAAAAGUGGUGCCCAUGAAUUGCCAAUUACAAGAUCAACCAAAGUUGAUGACAAUGGCAGCAUCGAUGGGGCUGAUGGAGUUGUCUUGAAACUAAGCCCUGAAAAGUUAUGAGGUUUCCAGCUGAAUUUGAGCUCCAAGAAUCCUUAUAAUUAAUAUAUUUUACAUAUUUCUAUGCCCCCUGUUUCUCCCUCUCCAACUGGGUCUACCCAGUUUAGCAAUUUGUGCUCAUACUUAAUGUGAGAAACCAAAUUGUUAUAUAAAUCAAAUAUUUAUCUCUGUCGAA
Mangifera indica (mango) is the source of this 1394-nucleotide messenger RNA. RefSeq names its product WAT1-related protein At1g21890-like. Gene Ontology annotation, molecular function: transmembrane transporter activity. Lineage: Eukaryota; Viridiplantae; Streptophyta; Magnoliopsida; Sapindales; Anacardiaceae. Gene Ontology annotation, cellular component: plasma membrane. The coding region runs from base 77 to 1222 and encodes 381 amino acids. The transcript is spliced from 7 exons. The record is from RefSeq and is a predicted model, not a curated record.